Molecule: messenger RNA, 4979 nt
Organism: Osmerus eperlanus (European smelt)
Lineage: Eukaryota; Metazoa; Chordata; Actinopteri; Osmeriformes; Osmeridae
Gene: tonsl
Product: tonsoku-like, DNA repair protein
Exons: 28
Coding region: 313-4686 (1457 amino acids)
Biological process (GO): replication fork processing; double-strand break repair via homologous recombination
Cellular component (GO): nuclear replication fork
Molecular function (GO): protein binding
Source: RefSeq, a predicted model, not a curated record
ACAAGGGUGAUGUUUGUCAAGAACCUGGCAACCCAUGAUGUUGACGUCAUUCGCAUAAACAUCAGUUGGCGGGGAAUUAGAAAAGGAUGUUAUUGAAUAGAAAGGAUAACUAAUGAUCAAUAGAAAAUUGGUCUGUUAAUCGUUGUUUGUGACAAAAGUGGAUCGCAAGAGUGUCAAAUUAGCAAGGUGCUAGCGGUGGUAAACAUCGUAUCAAGUUAUUUUGUUUCUUGUAUCUGCUUUAUUGGCAUGCUAGCUAGCUCACACGGCUAACGUGGAUACAUUUCGCUGUCAGGCAGACUAGUUGCUGACAAGAUGAGUUCCUCCCGGGAAAUAAAACAGUUACAGAAGGCUAAGGCCAAGGCCCAGAACAGCUCUAACAUCAGAGAAGAGGCCAACUUGUGCAAUCAACUAGGGGAGCUGCUGUCCAGAAAUGGUGACUAUGAAGCUGCCAUUGAGGAGCAUCGGCAAGAGCUUGCUCUCUCUGAGGCUGUGAAUGAUGUUAUUGGUCGGGCUGUUGCCAAUCGUAAGAUUGGAGAGUGCUAUGCGGAGAUGGGCAACAUUGAGGCUGCUUUGAAGCACCAGAGGUGUCACCUGGACUUAGCCCGCUCUGUCAGAGACCACGCAGAGGAGCAGAGGGCUUUGGCAACCAUUGGCCGAACCUUCCUCUUUAGAUUUGAGUCAGACCAAUCAAGGGACAGUUUGAAACAAGCAGAGGAUGCUUUCCGGAGGAGCCUGGCUAUUGUGGAUGAGCGUCUUGAAGGUACGGUGGCUGGGCGCGAGCUGAAUGAGAUGCGGGCGCGCCUCUUCCUCAACCUGGGUUUGGUGUGCGACCACCUGGGGGAGCCUAAGCGCUGCAGUGAAUUCAUCCGCCGCAGUGUAUUCAUUGCAGAAAAGAACCAGCUUCUGGAGGAUCUGUACCGGGCCAACUUCAACCUGGGCAACAUCUACUUCCGUAACGGGCAGCACUCCAAUGCCGUGCGCUGUUUGGAGCAAGCUAAGGAGUGUGCCCGAAAGAUCAAGGACAAAUUCAGUGAGAGCGAUUGCUUCCACUGCAUUGGAAAAGUGCAGCUCUCUCUGGGAGACUUUGUGGCAGCCAGGCGUUCACUGAAGAGGGCCUUCACUCUGGGCUCCCAGCAGCCGGUGGACAGAGAGGCUGUCAAGAGGGCCUUCAAACAUGCGAUCCGAGGUUGUCAGCUGGAGGAGGCAGGGGAGGAACUGGGUGAGCAGGGAAAUCCCCAGCAGUCUGUGGAGCUGGCAGAGCAGCUGGGCGACCUUUACUGUAAGGUUGGCUGCUACCGCAAAGCCCUUGAAGCCUACCGGGCACAGCUGUCUAGUGCUGAAGCGCUGGGAAAGCCUGGAAGAGAGCUGGCUGUUAUCCACGUGUCUCUGGCUGUUACCUACACUGACCUGAGGCAGCACCACAUGGCUGUGGAGCACUACCGUCAGGAGCUGACCCUGCGCCAGGGGAACCCCACCGAGGAGUGUAUGACGUGGCUGAACAUCGCAGCCUCGCACAAAGAGAGUGGCCUGGACAUGGAUCAUGUAGACUCCAGUUACAGCAGUGCCCUGACCUGCGCCCAGAGUGCUGGCCAGGCUAGACUACAGAAGCGAGUGUUGAGGGCGUGGCUAGCUGCCCAGAGGCGUGGGGGAUCGUCGCAGGGUGAUGACACGGAGGCUCGUCUACAGGAGCUGUGUGCUGCCGAGGGCUGGAGCGCGGACGGGAGCGAGGGAGAGGAAGACGAGGAGGAAGAGGUGAUGGAGAACAGUGAACCUCUAGAAGACAGCGACAUCGCUCUCUCAGACUCAGAUGAUGACUUGGAGGAAUAUGAUAAAAUGGUGACUGGGAGGAGAAGGCCAGGCAGGUGGAACAAGAGGAAUGAGAAGGGGGAGACGUCGCUCCACAGAGCCUGUAUCGACGGCAACCUCAAGCAGGUCCAGUACCUGGUGGAGCAGGGUCAUCCCAUCAACCCCAUGGACUACUGUGGCUGGACGCCCCUCCAUGAAGCUAGCAACCAUGGACACCAUGAAAUAGUUGCAGUGCUGCUGGAGCGCGGGGCCAACAUUAACCACCCCGGGGGUCCUCUGUGUGAGGGUGUGACCCCUCUCCACGAUGCCCUCACCUGUGGCCACUUCCAGGUAGCCAGACUGCUGAUUGAGAGAGGGGCCUCCGUCACCAUAUGCAACUCAAAGAAUGAGACCCCCCUGGACAGCCUGCGCCUGUGGCAGAGGAUGUAUAGCAGACACCUGGACCAGGAGGCCAGGCAGGAGUGCACGAUCACAGAGAAGCUGUUGAGGAGAGCUCUGGCUGGGGGAGUAUCAGUGGCUCCAGUCCCAGUCCAGCCCUUCGACGCCCUGCAGGACAGCCAGCUGUUUGACGCAGAGAACUCAGAGCCGCUGGUCAACUCCAGAGGGCGCCAGUUGUCCGGCCAGGGCCUGCCCAGGACCAGGAGUCCACCAGAGCAGGGGGCCGCAGUACCACACAGGCCCUCAAGGAGGCACUCUAACGGCUCAGCCGCCCGUGGCCGCAGGGGAACGGAGGCGUCGGUGCUCUAUGGGGAUGACAGCAGCUCCUCUGAUCACAGUGACCUCGACUGCGCCAUCAGCCCGCUCAGGCCUGUCCGUCCAAGACUACAAAUCCCAGCAGCCCCUCGUCAACCAGAAGUCCCCUCUGACCAGGAGGCAGCCAGUUUGAUCCCCAUCAGCAGAGAAGCUGUGACAGCGACAGGACCUUCCGUUUUCACCAGGGAGGAGUACCACAGCGCCAUCCGCGGCCUGGGCAGUGCCAAGACCCGCCUCUCCCAGGGCCUAUCACAGCCCCAGUUCAGUAGCACACCAGCGGUCUCAGCCAACAACAAGUCGGCGUUGGUUCCUGAGGAGGAGUGCCUGGCAGACGAUUGGCUGGAAGAUGACUUGGGUGACGUUCAACCCAAGAAGAAGAGGAGGGUGGGGGCAGAGCUGGAAGGGAGGUGGGCGGAGUCUCGUGGGGAGUCGAGUAUGAUGCCGUCCGUGCUGAGAAGCGAAAACACACUUUCGACCACAAACGAGGCUGCUCGUCAAGUACCAUCGUCCUCCAGCAGAGGACUAUCUCUGAGGAAGGGCUCCAAGCCACGGCAGGUGAAGAUGACUCAGCUUUCUGGCAUGGUCAUGCUGGGGAGGCGGGAGGUCAGCAGGUCGCACAGUCCCAACAUCACCGAUGACGACGACCUUCCUCCUGACACGCCCCCACCAUCCCACAUCCACACUACUCAGGUUCCAACCCAUUCAUUGGCCAUUCCAGUGCCCACAUCAAUUCUUGCUCCAAUCCGGAUGAGGGUCAGAGUUCAAGACAAUGUGUUUCUCAUCCCGGUUCCACACAGCGAGGCCGACUCGUGCACGGUCUCCUGGCUGUGUGAGCAGGCAGCCCAGAGGUACUACCACACCUGUGGCCUCCUGCCUCGCCUCUCCCUGCAGAAAGACGGGGCUCUUCUCUCACCUCACGACCUGCUGCUGGCAGUGCUACACACCAACGAAGAGGUCCUGGCGGAGGUCAGUUCUUGGGACCUCCCACCUCUUCCUGAGCGCUACAGGAAGGCCUGUCACAGCCUGACAGUCGAGGAGAACAAGCGCGUAUUUCGUCUGUGUGAGCUGCAGGACGGCAGCCCGUCUGUGUCUGUGUGUGGUCUGAGCUUGGCCCCACCCUCCCUCGCUCCCCUCCUCCGCUCCCUCAAGCUGCAGACUAGCCUCACCGAGCUACGCCUGUCCGGCAACCGUCUCCACGACAACCUCCUCCCCGAGCUGGUCGCUGCUGUGAUAACCAUGCCCCGUCUCCGACUCCUGGACGUGUCCUCCAAUCAGAUCACGGGGGAGGGGCUUAAGAAGGCUGCUAGCGCCUUGGAAGGGCAGACUCAGCCCGUGUUUCCGUGUCUGGAGGAGCUGGACCUGAGUGUGAACCCCCUGGGGGAUGGUGUGUCCCAGGCCCUGGCCUGUCUGCUGUCAGCCUGUCCCCUGCUGGCUCGGCUGGCCCUGCAAGCCUGCAACCUCACUGCACGCUUCCUCCAGCAACACCGCCUCUUAUUGGCUCAGGCCCUUGCAGAUAAAUACAUACAAUUCCCAUCUCACACAGGCACGGGACACCUAAAGUCAGUGUGUCUAUCCCACAAUGCAUUGGGCUCCACGGGGUUUGAGCUGGUGCUGAAGACGUUGCCUCUGCACUGCCUCACACACCUCCACCUGUCUGCUGUAUGCAGUGGAGCUGUGGACCCCCUUGCUCUGGAACACCUCACUACAAUCCUGUCUCAGGAAGACUGUUCACUGAUCCACCUUAGCCUGGCAGGAAACGGACUGACAGACAGCAGUGUUGCCACUCUUGCCAGAUGUCUUCCUGUCUGCCCCUCCCUGGUGUCUCUGGACAUAUCAGGGAACCCGGCGGUGACCUCAGCGGGGCUCCACAACAUCCUGUCUGGCCUUCAAGAUGGCCGCCCACCUUUAACCCUCCUCAACCUCCAAGGCUGCCAGGUGGCUGGGCCUUGGGACGCUGCUGAUCUGGACGCCCUGUGCGUACUGGUCCAGGAUCUGCGUCUGUGUUCUCAGAGACUCAACAAACUGGACCGCGAGGCCUUACAACAGACCUGGGGUCAGCGGCACCCCAGAGGAUACUUCCUUUCCAUGAGCUCCAGGUGUCUGCUCUCUGCUGCCCCCUCACUGUGAGGAGGACCUUUCUAAAGCCUGCACCGCACUUUUAUAGGCUUUUAUAGGUCCAAAAACAAUUGUUGGCCUUUGAAGUCUAAUCUGCAGAGUCUGUAUUGAAGUCUCCAGACUUCAUGCGGUCCUAGGAUAUAUCUCCCCUGGUGACUUAUUCUCCCACUCAUUCUACUGUUUGAUUGGUGGCCUUUCAAAAGGACUUUUUAAUGUGUUUCCAUCUGUGUUUGUAUUUUUAUGUACUGCAGUAUUAUAUGUAGGUGCUUGAAAAAAGAAAGCGAUUAAAAGUCAGUCUGAUAGUA